GCUGCAAUGGCGCCGGAUGCGGUUACCCUGGAGCACCUGCGCACAGUAGUGUUCGCUUCACGGGAACCGACGCCCAGGAUGUCAUAGACGAGGAAGAUGCUCUUCUUAAAGACACAAUACUACCCGAGGGUACUGUAGCCACCUACUCUUGCGAACGAGGCUUCGAACUCCUCGGACCGGCACGGAGACAGUGUCAGACCGAUGGUUCUUGGACACCGGAAGGAGUACCAUUUUGUGUUCUGAAUGUUGCUGGAGGUAAAGCACCGAUGCAGUCGAGCAGCUCGGAGGGUGGAAUUCCGCAGCGAGCUGUUGAUGGUAGCAGCGGUCAGAUUUACACCCCACAGACUUGCACUCUCACCAGACCAGAACACAGACCAUGGUGGUACGUGAAUCUACUGGAGCCGUACAUGGUGCAACUGGUGCGCUUAGAUUUUGGAAAACCAUGCUGUGGCGAUGGCGUACCCGGAACAAUCGUUGUCCGUGUCGGCAAUAAUCGUCCAGACUUGGGAACGAAUCCAAUUUGUAAUCGCUUUACCGGACCCCUCGAGGAAGGACAACCUCUCUUUCUUCCCUGCAAUCCACCAAUGCCUGGAGCUUUCGUUUCUGUGCACCUGGAAGCGAACACACCAGCGUCGAUACCGGUGCAGCUUUCACUGUGCGAAGCUUUCGUCUACACUGAUCAGGCUCUCCCGAUCGAGAGGUGUCCACAGUUCAGGGAUCAACCACCAGGAUCAACGGCAACUUAUAAUGGAAAGUGUUACAUAUUCUAUAAUCGGCAACCACUGAUAUUCAGAGAUGCUCUGGCCUUCUGUCGUGCACGAGGCGGGACUCUGGUAGACGAAAGUAAUCCUGCGUUGCAAGGAUUUAUCUCGUGGGAGUUAUGGAGACGGCAUAGGAGCGACACUUCGAGCCAAUACUGGAUGGGUGCAGUGAGAGAUCAAAAAGAUCGCUCGGUUUGGAGAUGGACAGGAAGCGGCGAAGAGGUUUCCGUUUCUUUCUGGAGUCUACCCCAAGGCAUCGAAGAGGAUUGUGCACGAUACGACGGUAGCAGAGGUUGGCUCUGGUCCGAUACCCCUUGCACGGCUCGAUUAAAUUUCAUCUGCCAGCAUCAGCCACGGGCCUGUGGUCGACCGGAGCAGCCGCCAAAUUCCACGAUGAUGGUGACCACAACGGCAGAUCGGAAUUCUGGUAGCGCGUAUGAAGUUGGAGUAACGGUAGAGUAUACCUGUACAGCGGGUAGUCUUCUUAUAGGACCAUCGACUCGUACUUGUCUCGAUACCGGCUUUUACAACGAGUUUCCACCAGUGUGCAAAAGCAUCGAGUGCGGUUAUCCCGCGAGCAUAAAACACGGAGGUUACACACUAAUCAACAAUACCGUUAGUUAUCUGAGUCAGGUGCUUUACUCCUGCGAGGAAGGAUACGAAAUGACUGGCCGUGCAAGAUUAACUUGCGACAUCGACGAACGCUGGAACGGGCCACCGCCACGUUGCGAACCGAUCCUCUGCGAUCCUCCAACCCCUGUUCCGCACAGUUACAUUCAGAUAGAUGAAAUCGACGAAACGGAGACGAUAUCAGGGAAAAUGAGCUUCAAUCGAAGCCUUCUCGUUGGCGGUAUUGUCACUUAUACUUGCGAGAAAGGUUACAGGCUUACUGGAUUCCGACAGAUACUGUGUUUACCCACCGGAUUGUACGAUCACAUCGCACCCACAUGUUCAGAGGAACCUCGUACGACCGUAACCGUUUCACCUAAAAUAACGUUGCGAGCAACGACCUCCAGGACACGGCACACGUUACUACCGCCAAAAGUUAGAUCGACUACCGCAUUGCCAACUACCACGACCACGACCACCGUCGUUCCACCUCGAAAAGUGUCGAACACCGCCGAAUUACCGGCGAUGGUCAGAGAAACGAUCCCGAGAAAACCGAGCAUCGGUCUGCAGAGACCAGCCUCGUCUCCAGCGACCAUUUUGCACGAAGACAGCAACGACCAUCCCCAGGACAACGAGAUCUCUGGCAGCGGUGUCGACAACGCGCAGUCUGGCGUCGGCGCUGGUAUCCCGGAACCAUCUGGACCAUACAGAGUAGACAACGCCGAUCAACCGAGUAACACCCACCAAGCAAAAUUAAAUCUAGGUGCGGUCAUCGCCUUGGGCGUCUUCGGUGGUUUCGUAUUCCUUGCCGCUGUAAUUACGACGGUCGUAAUACUCAUACGCAGAAAUCGCGUUAGGAGCAGUAAACAUUAUCGACAUCGUGCGUCCCCAGAUUGCAAUACCGUGGCUAGUUUCGGGAGCAGUUCUUCGGAAAGUCGAGGCGGUCUGAAUCGAUACUACCGUCAAGCUUGGGAGAAUCUGCACGAGACGGCUGGCCAUAAAGCAGCUCAUCCUCCACUUCGUCGCAAGGAAACUCUGGAUGAACCAGGAUACCGAGAGAACUACCGUGGCAACAACACCGAAAGGGAUGGUUCGGAAUUAGUUGUAAGCGACGUAGCCACUUACCCAUCUAGCAAACAUGCCAGUAUAUCUGACAAGAAACGCCAUCAUCACCACCACCACCAUCACCACGGUAACUCUACGCCCGAAUGGAGGCAGUCCCAAACUCAUCACAGAUACUGAAUACUGGAUAUGACGGAUAGAAUCUUUCAUAUCCAUAAUUCGGUGAAACAAUACUGUGACAAGUCACGAUUGGCUUGCGAGUAGGCUUUUAUGAUAUUGUACAUCAGUGAAUUCCGAAUAGAAUUCAAAGAAACGUGGUGAAUGAUUAGAUACUGUGCAGGAGAGAUCUUAAACGUAAUUAACGAACAAGAAUUAUUUAGUACACGAUCAUCCUACAUUUAUUGUUCUGUUAUACAGUAAAUUAUUUACAACUACUUGUUACGUAAUGUAAAUAUCAUAUAUGACGUAGUAUUAGCGAGAGGAGUAAGUUGUUUGCGAAUGUAGGAGGAUCACAAGUUGAUCGGAGGACAUGCCAAAAAAACAAAAGAGUAAUAUAUAUGUAAUUACAGAUUACACAAUUUCUAACUAUGUUUCGUAAGUUGUUAUAGGAAUUUUUU
This is a messenger RNA of Colletes gigas, 3049 nucleotides long. RefSeq lists its product as uncharacterized. The record is from RefSeq and is a predicted model, not a curated record. The annotation marks the transcript as partial. The transcript is spliced from 10 exons. Lineage: Eukaryota; Metazoa; Arthropoda; Insecta; Hymenoptera; Colletidae.